Molecule: messenger RNA, 1642 nt
Organism: Cercospora beticola
Lineage: Eukaryota; Fungi; Ascomycota; Dothideomycetes; Mycosphaerellales; Mycosphaerellaceae
Gene: QCR2
Product: ubiquinol--cytochrome-c reductase subunit 2
Cellular component (GO): mitochondrion
Molecular function (GO): metal ion binding
Source: RefSeq, a predicted model, not a curated record
CAACAAUCAUUCAGUGCUAUUGUCGAACGCAAAGUGUACGACGAUUGUGCGCCCACGGCUAUGUGCAGCCGGACCACGACUUUCCUUGCUUACCUAUUCGGCCGACCUGACGUCUCGGAAUACUUUGAGCUUUUGCAGAGGCCGACCAACGUCAACAACCCAUUGCACCCUCCCCACCGCCGACACCACCCGCGAGGGCCCAUCACCACCAUGAUCGCGCGCUCUGCUAUCUCCCGGCAGGCUCAGCGUGCUGUCCGGCAAUCAUGGACCCAGUCUACUAGGGGCUACGCCGCUGCCUCCGGUUCUUUCCAAUACCAGACUGCCGACUCCAAUGGCAUCAAGAUCGCGAGCAGAGAUAUCGCCGGCCCCGUCUCCACCGUCGCCCUUGUUUCCCGAGCUGGUACUAGAUACGAGACCUGGCCUGGUCUUGCAGAGGCGCUGGACCGAUACGCGUUUAGGAGCACCGAGCGACGAUCGACUCUCCGGAUACAGCGCGAGUCGGAACUGUUGGGCGCUGAGCUGCAGAGCUGGCACGGCCGCGAGAACCUCGUGGUUGGCGCUAAGUUCUUGCGCGAUGACCUCCCAUAUUUCCUCGAGCUCCUGGCUGAGGUCGCGACUUUGACCAAGUUCCAGCCACACGUUAUUCACGAGGAGAUCCAGCCACUCGCCGAGAUGAAUGUCAAGAAGCACCUCGCAAACACUGUUGCUCUUGCUACCGAAAGCGCCCACGGUCUAGCCUUCCACCGCGGCCUUGGCGUACCCGUCGUCCCAACCUCUUCUGCCGCUAUCAGGAAAUACGUCGACGAGGGCACUCUGAGCGACUACGCUCAACAGGCAUUCUCCAAGCCAAACUUCGCCAUUGUGGGUAACGGUGUUGAGUCGGGAGAGUUCCAGAAGUGGGUUGGCGAGUUCUUCUCAGACGUUGGAGACUCACCUGCUGGUGCUCUCAAGACUGAGCAGGCCAAGUACUACGGUGGUGAGGAGCGCAUUGCUCACGGCUCUGGCAACACCCUCGUCCUUGGUUUCCCAGGAUCAAGCUCUGCUACCGGCGCUUUCUACAAGUCCGAGAUCGCAGUCCUCGCUGCCCUUCUCGGCGGCGAGUCCAGCAUCAAGUGGACUCCUGGUUUCUCUCUUUUGGCCAAGGCUAAGGCCGACACACCACUCCUCAAGGUCUCCACCAAGUCACAUAUCUACACUGACGCCGGUCUUCUGACCGUGACCCUCGAUGGAACUACCCGCGAUAUCAACCAGACUGCACCAAAGGUCGUUGAGGCACUGAAGGCCGUUGCCGCAGGUGUCAACUCCGAGGACCUCCAGAAGGCCAAGGCUCUGGCCAAAUUCAAGGAGCUCGAGUACGGCGCAUCAACACAAGCUGGCAUUGAGCUCACUGGUGCUGGCCUUGUCCGCGAUGGCAAGCCAUACCAGAUUGACAGCGUUGCAUCAGCGAUCGAUGGCGUCACAGCAGAGAAGGUGCAACAAGUCGCUAAGGAGGCUCUUGAGAACAAGGCUUCCGUAAGUGCUGUUGGAGACCUUUAUGCUCUGCCUUAUGCUGAAGAGUUGGGACUUCGUGUGUAAAUAUCCUGUCAUCGAACAAAGUUUCCUUGCGAAUUCAGGCGCACAUAGUGAGCUGUAACAAUAUAUG